Messenger RNA from Racocetra fulgida, 360 nucleotides. NCBI's taxonomy places the organism in Eukaryota, Fungi, Glomeromycota, Glomeromycetes, Diversisporales, Gigasporaceae. The record is from the annotation of a GenBank genome assembly.
AUGCGAUAUUUUAAAAGAAUUGAAAUUAAAAAAAACUAUAAUAUUGAUCUUAGUGGGCAUGAUAAAAGUGGCAUUAAACGAAAAAUUUCAGCUAUCAAACGAAGCAAUAGCGCUAAUACCUCAACAAAAAAACGCUCUAUACAGGCUUCCAAAAAUAAAAAACCACAAAGACCAACUGAGCAUAGUUCAGAUAAAAAUAAUCUUUCUUUAGAUAUGAAAGGUAAUGAAGAAACAUUAAUGACACCAAUGGAAAAAUUGGAAUAUGAGGAACGUAUGCUUUUAAUUGAAGAAAGAAAGGAAAAAUUAAGGGAAUUGCGAAUCACCAAUACAAUCAAAGAGCGUGAACUUGAACAAGAAUAA